AUGUCGACCGCUUACGUCCCCCAGCACCAGAAACUACCCAGCCAGCCUCCAACACAGGCAGGAAUACAAAAGAUUCUCGAUGAGAACACACACCUGAUACAGACAAUCAGUGAUUUCCAGAUGAAAGGCAAGAGCAAUGAGUGCAUCCAGUACCAGCAGCUUCUACAUCGUAACCUGGUCUACUUGGCCAAUCUGGCAGACUCCAGCACAAAUGUUCAUGCACUGCUGCCUGCUCCUGGAAACCAGAUGGGAAGUGCAGCUGUUGGUCAGAUGAACCAGAUGAGGCCUCCAGGAUCUGGUGGACACAUGCUUUGGGGUACAGAAGCAAAGUAUGAUGGGCCAACAGCCGAUGAUGUCACAAACCAGCCAAUGAUGCCUCAGAACCAACCUAUGAUGUCCCAGAACCAACCAAUGAUGUCACAGAACCAACCAAUGAUGUCCCAGAACCAACCAAUGAUGUCCCAGAACCAACCAAUGAUGUCGCAGAACCAACCAAUGAUGUCGCAGAACCAGCCAAUGAUGGCGCAGCAGCAGCCUAUGAUAUCACAGCAACAGCCAAUGAUAUCACAGAAUGGGAUGGGCCAGAUGUCCCAGAGCAGCAUAGGGCAGAGUGUCAGCCCCAUGAUGCCUCAGCAACAACAGAUGAUGCAGCAACAACAGCAGCAGCCCAUGAUGCCACCCCAGCAGCCAAUGAUGACACAGAACCAGCAGAUGAUGCCUCAGAGUCAGCCUAUGAUGUCGCAGCAUCCAUCCGGCAUGGCACAGAGUUCGAACCCUGCGAUGAUGCCAUCUGGGCCUAAUCAGAUGAUGGGUGCUCGGCCAGGUGGUCAGCAGGGUGGCUACCGCAGAGCUCAACCAGGUCCUCCAUACACCAGUCAGCAAGGAUACCCUCAGCAGCAGCAGCAGCAACAACAGCAGCAGUUCAGUGCACAGCAAGGACAGCAGCAAGGAUACUCUCAGCCAGUACCAGCUGCUGCCUCGCAGCCGGGCCAGUUUAUGAAUCAGCAGAGCCCUGGCACCCCUCGAGGCUAUGCCCCCUACAACAGGCAGCAGGCCAUGAUGGGGCAGCAGCAGCAGCAAGGCACCAUGGCUGGAGGGCAGACCGGGGCACCUCAGAUUGGCAUGCAGGGAAACAUGACCGGACAGAUGGCUCAGCAAGGCAGUAUGGGAGGCCAACAAGGGGACAUGGGCCAGAAGCCGAUGACCAGCACACAGGGAAGCAUGAGUGGCCAGAUGACCAGCUCUCAGGAAAUGGCCGGGCAGAUGGGUGGGAUGCAGGGGCAGAUGAGCGCUGGUCCUCAAGGAGGCAUGAGUUCCCCCAUGGGGGUAUCUCAGGGGGGAAUGCCUAAUCCGAUGGGUGUUCAGGGCGGUAUGCCAAACCAGAACCAGAUGGGAGGACAAGGCGGCCAGAUGGGUCACAUGCAAAGCAGCAUGGGUGGGCAACUGGGCACCUCUCAGGGCACCAUGCCUAAUCAGAUGUCAGGGCAACAAGGUACAGUAAGCCAAAGUCAGAUACCCCAAAAUAGCAUGGGUCAGGGUCAGAUGGGUGGCCAGAUGCAAGGCGGCUAUGGAGGUUAUAAUCAAGGACAGUAUUAG
Molecule: messenger RNA, 1596 nt
Organism: Candidula unifasciata
Lineage: Eukaryota; Metazoa; Mollusca; Gastropoda; Stylommatophora; Geomitridae
Source: the annotation of a GenBank genome assembly